Trypanosoma conorhini is the source of this 2865-nucleotide messenger RNA. Its product is annotated as putative 6-phosphofructo-2-kinase/fructose-2,6-biphosphatase. Bases 1 to 2865 code for a protein of 954 amino acids. The transcript has a single exon. Lineage: Eukaryota; Euglenozoa; Kinetoplastea; Trypanosomatida; Trypanosomatidae. The record is from RefSeq and is a predicted model, not a curated record. Gene Ontology annotation, molecular function: protein binding; ATP binding; 6-phosphofructo-2-kinase activity. Gene Ontology annotation, biological process: fructose 2,6-bisphosphate metabolic process; fructose metabolic process. Gene Ontology annotation, cellular component: cytosol.
AUGAACGCAGGACACGAAUCUUGUGGUUCCUCUCAGGCAUCCCCCCAAUUGGCGGACGAGGACGGCGGGGAUGCACCUUCGACAGGUAGUAGUAAUGGAGCUGUUGCUGCUGCAACUGCGGCUCAAGCAAAACCAGUGUCGGAGCUGCCAGAGGCGACAGCAACAGCAACAGCGGCAGCGGCGGCAGCAGCAGCAAGUGCCCUCCACCCGGGUGGCCCUGGUUGCUUCCGGCCCGGCGAGGGUGCCUCGCCAGAUGCUGAGCAUAAGUUUGGCUACAGAGCAGGAGCCGCUCAAUUCUGUGAAACGGUUGUAUUGCGGACCUCACCAUCAUCGCCACCGCCUUCGGUGGCUGAAAACGCAAAAGUAUUGCCUGCCCUUCAUGCUUUGCCGCACACCCAUUCACUUGACCCUUUUUUGGCCAAUACAACCACGCAGGUGUCAAGCGACCGUAUUGCCUCGGCGCAAACGUGCCCAGUAGAAGUGAACGCCGCGGCGACAGUCGGGGACGAGAUGGAUUUCACUGAAAAUGGGCUGAGGGAAACCCGUAAGUGGCGGGCGACGUCAUUUCCUUCACCUUCGUUUUGUCCUAUGGAUGAUAUGCAGCAGGCCUUUGCGCAGCCCCUGUCGCACGCGGCGAGGGUGGGCGGUUCCGUUUGGGGUAAGCAAUUUCGACCGCGUUUCAGAAGUCGGCUGCAACCGCUGGCUACCAUUCAGGACCCUCAUGCCGCUUCCGCCGUGCGUGAACAAAAUCGCAGCAUGCUCAUCUCUGUGUUGAUGUGGCAAAAACUCUCAUUACACCGCCAACUAGAAGAGAUGCGAAAGGAAUUGUCGGGUCAAAAUAUAUUUUCCCUGGUAAGGGCCAGCAACGCCUCACAGCUGCAGUACCUUCUUGAGAAUAAGCUCUGCGACCUCAACAAGCGGGACUAUAAUGGAUGCACACCCCUGCAUGUGGCAGCGCUGGAAGGCAAUGAGGCGAUUGUGCGCGUGUUAAUUUCAUUUGGUGCGGAUAUCAUGGCCACUGACAAUACGGGACGGACCCCGCUUGACUUGGCCGCGGCCAAUCGUCACAGCGGCGUGUGUCGCUAUCUACUGCAUGCUACGCAACAAAUUAUGCUUCUGCAGGAGCAACGAAAAGAACAAGCGAGUAGUGAAAGUGAGCAGGUGGGCUCCGCAGAAACGAAUGCCGGACGAAAUACGGGUUUUAGUAUGAAUAUUGCCGCCAACUCAAUGAUUCACUCACUGCGUUUAUCUCCCACAAUGCGGGCAUGUAAAUGUUUGUCUGUAGUGCAAUCACCGUCACUGGAUUCCGAGGCCGGAAGUGAACAGCAAAAUGACACUGCCUCCGCUUCGCUCAUGGCUUGUCUCCCGCCAGACGUGAUGUCCGUUAUUCAAUCUCAGUGCGUGGCAGCAAGCCAUUCUGUGGAGGACGGCUUGCAGAAUGCGGUGGAGGAGGAGGAGGAAGACGACGACGACGACGACGGAGCAGAAGAGGAGCAUGCCGCGUCUAAAUUUUCAAGCUACACAACCAUUUCGGACACGGUGCCGCUUGUUGUUUGCAUGGUGGGUCUGCCGGGGCGUGGCAAGUCGUUUAUCGCCCAGAGGCUCUCACGUUACCUCAACUGGAAGGGUGUGCCUUGCCGCGUCUUCAACGCGGGUAGCUAUCGUCGACGACUCCUCGGUGCUGAGGGGACCGCAGAAGCGUGUUUCUUUGACCCAAAUAAUGCCAAGGGAAGCCAAUUACGGGAGAAAAUGGCACAACUCGCAUGUGAGGACCUUGUGGAGUUUAUUUCCCAACAUCGCACCGCUGUGGGUGUGUUUGACGCCACCAACACCACAAGGGCACGCCGACGCAAGCUUGUGGAAUUUUUUACCAAUGCAUCGAAGCAGCGCAAUAUGGAGUUUCGCAUCGUAUUUAUUGAGUCUAUUUGCACGGACGAUAACAUCAUCACGGAAAACAUUCUCCGUUCAAAGUGCGGCAACGACGACUUCAAAAAUGUUGGGGACAUAACCAGAGUAAUCGCCUCCUUUCGCUCUCGCAUUGCGGAGUAUGAGAAGGUGUACGACCCGCUGGAUCGCGCAGAGGAUAUAAGCUUCAUUCGCAUCGUGAACGUGAAACAGCACAUUGUGAUGCAAAAUAUACCCUGCGGUCUCGCAAGUCGUAUUGCGUUUUUCCUACUGAACCUGCAUCCUGUUGCGUACCCCAUUUACAUCUCACUCCCUGGUGAAACCGAGGGUGAGAGCAAACAUGUCUACGGCGGGGAUGAACACUUGACGCCGAUGGGCGAAAAGUUCGCCCUGGCACUGCGGCGUUUUAUUUUGGAGCGGCAUGUGCCAAAUAUGAUCGUGCUGCACGGCACCAACUGCAGCGUGGUAAACACGCUAAAGCCGCUUGCUGAGUUCCUGCGUGACGAUAGCGAGAAUGGUGUCAACAGGGCGGAGUAUGAGGAGAACGGUGCCUUCAGUGGGCUUCCGUCGCAGGAGGAGCUUCUGUGUCCUCUUCCGGGCCUUGACAGCAUCAACUACGGCUGGUUUAGUGGACGAACCGUGGGGUGGGUGCGAAAGCGCUACGCAAAACUCUCACGUAUUCUUUUCACGGCGUCGCCAGGGAGCAGUGUGGAAUCCUUGUCGAGUAUGAAUAUCUCGCCAACUUCGCCCGUUGAAGAAAAUGACAUGGCACACAGGGGGAAAAAGAGGCACCUGGGCCUUCACAGCAGCAAGACGAGCAUGAGGAGGGAAAUGCGGCAGAGCAACACUUUGACAAGGGUGCUGAGGGAAUUCGUCGCUUCCGUCAUGUCCCUAAUGGCACUGACCCUCGUUUGUCUUACUGUGUGCAGUUUCCAAAUGGUGAAAGUUGCAGGCAGGUGA